GCGGCGAGCAGUCGGUACUAUUUUUUUAACGUUUCCGUCUCCGGCAGACAUAUUGCUUACUGGAGCAAAUUCUGGAAAGCUAGCAGUGGAGAAAAGGAUUUCAACUUGAUAAACAUCUUCACAGCUUACUAUACCUAAAACAUAAACACCAUAAUGGAACCAUCCGCUAGUCCGGCCAAGGACAACUACAGGAUGAACCGCUACAAGAACAAAGCACUGAAUCCAGAGGAGAUGAGGCGCAGGAGAGAAGAGGAGGGCAUCCAACUCAGAAAACAAAAACGCGAACAGCAGCUUUUCAAGAGGAGAAAUGUAGAUGUUCUCAAUGAAGAGGAGGUCAUGUUUGAGAGUCCGCUGGUGGACUCAUACCUCAACUCUCCAGCAACAGAAGGAGUUAUCACCAGAGACAUGGUUGAGAUGCUUUUUUCAGAAGACACAGAGCUUCAGCUCGCUACAACGCAAAAGUUCAGAAAACUACUUUCCAAAGAGCCCAACCCACCCAUUGAUGAAGUUAUAAACACAGUGGGUGUUGUGGAGAGGUUCGUGGAGUUUCUGCAGAAGAGCACCAACUGCACACUACAGUUCGAAGCUGCCUGGGCCCUGACCAACAUUGCAUCAGGAACAUCCUUGCAGACAAAGACAGUUAUUGAGGCCGGAGCUGUGCCCAUCUUUAUCGAACUACUUAACUCAGACUUCGAGGAUGUCCAAGAACAAGCUGUGUGGGCUUUGGGUAAUAUAGCCGGGGACAGUGCAGUGUGCAGGGACUAUGUGCUGAACUGCAACAUCCUCACGCCGCUGUUGUUGCUUUUGACCAAAUCUACUAGACUGACGAUGACGAGGAAUGCAGUUUGGGCUCUUUCUAAUCUCUGUAGAGGCAAAAAUCCUCCACCUGCUUUUGAAAAGGUUUCGCCCUGUCUGCCUGUGCUGUCCAGGCUGUUAUUUAGCAGCGACCCAGACUUGCUGGCAGAUGCCUGCUGGGCUCUGUCCUACCUCUCAGAUGGCCCCAAUGACAAGAUCCAGGCGGUUAUCGAUUCCGGUGUCUGCAGGAGGCUCGUGGAGCUGCUCAUGCACACUGACUAUAAGGUGGCCUCUCCAGCCUUGAGAGCUGUUGGAAACAUCGUCACUGGAGAUGACAUUCAGACACAGGUUGUUUUGAACUGCUCAGCUUUACCCUGCCUGCUGCACCUCCUCAGCAGUCCUAAAGAGUCUAUUCGUAAGGAAGCAUGCUGGACCAUCUCCAACAUCACAGCAGGAAACCGAGCACAAAUACAGACGGUGAUUGAUGCCAACAUCUUUCCAGUACUCAUUGAAAUUUUGCAGAAAGCAGAAUUCAGAACCAGAAAAGAAGCUGCCUGGGCCAUUACCAACGCUACAUCUGGAGGAACACCAGAACAGAUCAGGUAUCUGGUGAAUCUGGGCUGCAUCAAACCCCUGUGUGAUCUGCUGACCGUGAUGGACUCUAAGAUUGUUCAGGUGGCUCUGAAUGGGCUGGAAAACAUCCUGAGGCUGGGAGAGCAGGAGGCCAAGCAGGAGAACAACGGCACCGGAGUGAAUCCUUACUGCAGCCUCAUCGAAGAAGCCUACGGACUAGACAAGAUUGAGUUCCUCCAGAGCCACGACAACCAGGAGAUCUACCAGAAGGCAUUUGACCUAAUCGAGCGCUACUUUGGUGUGGAGGAUGAAGACAGCAGCCUAGCUCCUCAGGUGGACCAAGCCAACCAGCAGUUCCUUUUCCCUCAGCAAGAAGCUCCCAUGGAGGGCUUCCAGCUCUAAGUCUUCUUAAGUACACCACUUACCCCUGUCCCAUCUGUAUACUCCCCCAUUUUGUGGAAGGCCCCGUGAUGCCCGAGUCAUGCCACUGUGCUCCCUUGCCUGAUCUCUCCAAGCACACACACAAAAACCCGCUCUGUGGAGGAAAGCUUAAACUGUCGUCCCCCUUAAGCCCCGAAACCACCCUCUACAUCCAUGAUUUCCCUCCAGUGGACAAAUAGCUCACAGGGCAGAAAUUUCUUUCUUUCUUGGCUAUUGGGAGCAUUUCUCACAAACUAAUAACCCAGUCGGGGAACUUAUCAGCCGAGACCCUAAAGUGGUGUACGACGUGCACAUCCGGAUUUCUUCCUGCCGUUUGAUAGCUCUUAGAUCCUGUCACCGGCAAUAACCGUAGUUAAGAUCUUUAUCUAAAUUUCUGUCCCAGUGGGACAUUCCUGUUUUUUGGAUUACCCAUGCAUCCCCCUCGCAGUCCACAAACAGGGGCCACUUGAGGCGAAGUAUGCCCAGUUUAUGACGUCAGUCUUGAUUUUUGUGCAAUUCAAAAUAGGCAGAACCUUUUCCCCUUUUUUAGUUUUUAAUAUUUACCUCUAACCCUUAUUUAUCUUCUCCGUUAUAGCUAUUUUUCUUCUUCUGUAAAUGGAAGUUAUUUUUGUUUUGUUUCUACAAAGAGAUGCCCCGACUGUUCGGCUUAGGGCUGGUUUAAACCUGCGGCCCAAGCUAAAGAUGACUUUAAGGUUGUAAGGGGAAGGGAUAGAUGGGGAGAUUUGGGUAACGGAAUAAACGGAACCUAGGAAGGACUGUGAUUGGGAUUCUGGUAAAGGUUUAGAAGUUUUCUUUAACCAUUUAAAGAAAUCCACGUUUUUUUGAGGGUGGGAUAUUUGAAUAUCCUAUAUUUGUGUGCUGUGUUAAUAACAUUUGAAUUAUAAAGUGAUCUAUUAAACAAGGCAUAGUUUAGGAUUUAAGGUGGAGCAGAGUCUGCUGCAGCAGCAAACCUAACUUAUUUUUAUAUCUGGCUGCAUUUAAUGGAUUGCAGAAAUUAAAAAAGAAGGUGGAAAACCUCUUGCAGUAGUGAAAAUGUCCUAGUUUAGUGGUUCCACUGAACCCCCAGUGUAAAUGCCCCCCCUGUUUCCAGUUGUAUGGUGGGGUCUCUGCAUGGAGUCCUAUUACCCUGCCUACAGUCACAGAGGAUCCCUGGCCAAUCACAACUAGUUGGUACAGAGAAGGGGAGGUGAAGCACUGCGAAGUGUUUCUUGUUGACAACAUUUUGGGGUUCGAAGAAGAAGCUGGGGUAUAACAUGAUAACGUUAGGUGGUGUUAAUAGUGAUAGUUUAGUGACCACGGUGGUGUUUUCUUUAGUGGUAGACUUGAUAAAUAGCCUCUGGCAUUCGAUAUCACUAUUAUCUUUGAGGAAUGGAGAUGAAAACUGCUAAUGACUUUGCAUGGGGCAGUUGCGUUAAGUGUGGGUGGUGUUCAUGUAAAUAGCCUCUCCUCUGCCCAGCUAGCAAAACAUCUGCUGCUUCUGUUUGGGUCUGACAGCUGGAGGUUUUGGACAUAUCUCUGAAGAGAAGUGACAAGCCUAACUGCAACAAAAAUUCAAGUAUGGAAAUAGACGUAUAUUUGGAUUUUGAUGUAUUUGCAUUAAAUAUAUCUUUACGUACACUUCAUGCACACUUGCAUACAACAUCAGCUGAAACACACAUCACACAGACAAGUGGCUAGAAGCAAAAACUAGCUUCCAUUUAAAAAAAACAAAAAACCAAACAAAAAAACAACUUAAGUUUCUUAAAGGGGUAAAAAUUGACUGAGUGCAAACCUUAUCCUUAGUUACUUUUUUCUGUAGUAAUAAGUUAAUAUUUUUGUUGAGCUGAAUUGCUAAAAUGAAGAGUUUCUUUAUGUGAAAAGCAAACUGCGGAUUCUUGUAGUUGUUUCUAGCCACAGGACUUGUGAUGGUUGAGAUUAGCCGAGCUAACGCUGACCACGGAUUGGCUCUGCUUCUAAUAAGGCCAAUCACUGGUCAGCAUUGAGGCGCUGUAGAUGAAGUAGAAGUGUGCUCGUGUGAGUUUAUGACUGACGGGCGCUGUGUGAGGGAGUAGGUCCAUGGACUUGAUCAAAGAGGACGUCCUAACCAGAGUCUGGAGCUGCUGUUUUGUGGAUUACUGAAGUGCUCAAAUGUAAAGGAUGGAAGAUGAACCCAAUCAGGUUUCUUUAAAGUAACCAAAUAAAACAAUCUCCUAAGGAUUAUUUUGACUUUUUUUUUUGAAACCCAAAGUGGUAAACGUUAUUGGAAAAAUUAUUACAGUUGCAGUUGGAGGUUUAUAUCCACUCGUGGUGCCGUGUUAAUUUUGGGGCUUUUGAGUUUAUGGAAUGAUGAUGCGAUUUAUGACGGCAACAAUUUUUCACAAUUUGUUUUACAAGUUCCAGUUUAUAGUAGAUUUUUGUCUAAUGAAGGCAGUCUGAAAUCUGUCUACAGGUUGAAAAGUAUACAUCCCCUCCCUCACCACCACUUAUAUCUGAGUAACUUACCCAUAGCAGGUUGCAGAAAAAGCCAUGACCAAACUUUUGGCAUAGUGCUGGCUGAAUAUAUGAAUGCUUUUUAUUUUAUCCUAAAUGUAUUUAAACUGGUUGGUUUCCUAGCAAAGACCUUGCUUUCAAGCAUAUUUCAUAUGUUUUCUGCUGGGUUGAAGCUGGGGCCAUGCCAGAAGCUUAAUGUUGGCUUGUAUUUUCAUUUGGUUUGUGAUCAUUGUCAGUUUGGAUACCCAAUUGUCCAGGUUUUAACCAUCUAGAUGUUGAUUUGAGAUGAAGUGGGACAUUUUGGAGGUUUUUCCUCUGUCUUUAUUAUCCCUGUUCACCAGGAUCCUGGCAUGAUGCUGCCACCACCAUUUUUAACAGCUGAUUGUGUGUUCUUGAGUUCGGAAGCUUCAACACGUCUUCUAGCUGCAAAUUUCCAUCUAGCUUCAAGUUGUGGAGUUUGGAACAGGAGCUUCUUUCUUGAUUGGCCUGGUUCCUAAACAUUACAACCUGUUGCCACCCGUCUGAGAAUGAACCCACGAUAAAUUCAAACUGAUGUACCUACAUACCUACAAAGUUGUUCCUAUUAGUCCAGGCUGGACAAACAAUGCUUCAAAGGCAUCAUCAAAACCCCCAGAUUAAAGUGGCACUCAUGACUGAAAAUAAGCCUUUGACUGGAUUUCUCAUAUGCCUCUACAGUGUUGCACCAUUCUGUACCAUUAAAUCUUUACUGAGUUUUAUAAUACGAGUGCUCCUGGCCGACAUGAAAAGUCAAAUCAUGAAUUAAGCAACAUCUUACCUCUACCCGACAGAAGUGUAGAGCAGAAUUUAGACCUUUGGUUUCCUGGCCAAUUCUGUGCUUGGCCUACAAAAAUAAUGCCAGAAUUGCAAUAUAUAUAUAUAUAUAUAAAAAACAUAAAUCAUUGCAUCAACGAGGAAAACAAAUGUUUAUAUUUCUUAAAAAUCAAAAUGCACUCCUGCUCACUAAAGUGCCAAUCCGACCAACAAAGACUGGAGGAUCUUACGUUUCUGUCUUUGACUUGUAGAUUAUUUCCUUAUAUCUUUAUUUACUUGAAUGUGCACGUUUCUGUGCAAACCAUUGCUGCUCUAUUUCCUUACCUUUCAAGUUACAUUAUUUGCCAUAGUUUCUUAAAGUGGCAUUCUUUAACAAUGAUGUCUAAUUAUCUGGAGGGGGGACUGACUUGACAGCAUAAAACUGAUGUUUUUCAUCCAUUCUUUUCAUUGACGCGACGCCUUCUGUGGCUCUUGUAGUGGUUUUCACUAUGUAGCUAAGCUGUAGAUGUAGGGAAUCGUACCACUGGUUUCUGCUCAGACCAGUGCCACCUUUAACAUUUUCUUUAAAGUUGAGGACCCCAUUGGACGAAAAGUAGAAUAUCGCAGCACUUCAGUAAUAACACAUGAUGCAAAUAUAUGCAUAGAAAUGGCUAUCAUAGCAGACUUAUGCAGGCACCAAUCUCACUGCCAGUUAGUUUACCAAAGUUUUGUGAUCCUCAUCGCAUUUUUAGUCCCUGAGAGAAAAACCCUUUCGGUUUGCUCCCAAAUUUAGGCCCAGUUUUACGUAUUCUCCAUCUAAUCUAAUUCAGAAGACUGCAAUCAAAGCUCAGAGAUGGCGGCACCCAGAGGGGGAAAGGCCCACCUACACGAGCCUGAUCUCAUGUGAUUGAAAUCAUGUACCUACAUACAUGAAAUUGCGUGAUUUUUUUUUUUUUUUUUCUGAGUUUUAGAAUUUGGGAUUCAGGAAAAGUGCAGCAAUUUACAUUGAAAAGUGUUAUAAUUUAGCUAUGUAUGUUCUGAUACAUUGACAGGGAUUUAAAUACAAUUCUAAUCACUUCUGAGAAGUGGAGAAAAAAAGCCUCCGUAGAACUUGUAACAGGAUGAAUUAAGCAAAAAAUAAAUAAAAGAAUAAUAGGUGGUGAUGAGCAAAAAUCACUUUAAAAAAAAAGUGAUCUAACUUGUCUUCCGUCCUGGACGCUGUUGGUGUCUUUAUGAAAAUCUAAAGCCAGGCUUGGCUUAAUCAAAUAACGUCUAUGCUGCAAAUGUUUACAAUGCUCCUCGUUUGUAAAGUACUAUUUGUACGGCAUCACUAACCAGUCCUGAUACAUCCUCUUUUCCGGUCCUCUCAUUUCUCUCUCGUAUUCGUUUCCUCUUUGCUUGUCGACUCUUUUCUUUUGCUCCAAAUUAACCAUGCUAUACUGUGACUCGACUGGACUUUUACCGACGGUAUGAAUGAGUGACGAGAAACUAACACACUUCAGCUGAACAUGACACACAAACAUAAAACAUGGAGGGAAAAAAAUAACGCAUACAGGAGACUGCAACGAUAUUAGAGAUGUAACGAAACUGUAUUAAAUUUAAAAUUGUUGAGGAAAUACUGUACAAAACAAAUAAAGUUAUGUUUCAACCCUUU
Messenger RNA from Girardinichthys multiradiatus, 6703 nucleotides. It is a transcript of the gene kpna6, whose product is annotated as karyopherin alpha 6 (importin alpha 7). The transcript has 14 exons. NCBI's taxonomy places the organism in Eukaryota, Metazoa, Chordata, Actinopteri, Cyprinodontiformes, Goodeidae. Gene Ontology annotation, biological process: NLS-bearing protein import into nucleus. Gene Ontology annotation, molecular function: protein binding; nuclear import signal receptor activity. The record is from RefSeq and is a predicted model, not a curated record. Gene Ontology annotation, cellular component: nucleus; nucleoplasm; cytoplasm. The coding region runs from base 154 to 1770 and encodes 538 amino acids.